Candidula unifasciata is the source of this 322-nucleotide messenger RNA. The record is from the annotation of a GenBank genome assembly. Lineage: Eukaryota; Metazoa; Mollusca; Gastropoda; Stylommatophora; Geomitridae.
UAUAUUCAUGGCUCGUGUACGAACCAAGUCAGUGAAGAAGGCGUCACGUGUAAUUAUUGAGAAAUAUUACACCAAGCUGACCAAUGACUUCCAAACAAACAAGCGGGUGUGUGAGGAGAUUGCAGUUAUCCCUAGCAAGAAGCUGAGGAACAAGAUUGCUGGCUUUGUUUCUGCUCUUGAGCUGGACAUUAUUGAAAUUGAUCCAGACACCAAAGAGAUGUUGGAGGCACAGGACUUUGACAAGCUUCCGCACCUUCAGGUCACCCGGCCUACUUCUGCUUUUGUUGGAGGAAGGCCACCCGCACCUGGUUUGAGGACAUAA